AUGGCUACCACCGCUAAUAACACCGCGAAACAAGCGACCCCGAAAAUUACCGAGAUUAUCGCCCUGAAGAAAGUCGGGUGGUGGCUCGUGGGUACUCUGACCCUCGUGUUUUCCAUCGUCGUCAUUGGCGGGCUCACCAGACUCACGGAACUGGGGCUUUCCAUCACGGAGUGGAAACCGGUCACGGGGUCGAUCCCGCCGUUGCUGGAAGCUGACUGGCUUGACGAGUUUGCCAAGUACCAGAACCUGCCUGAAUUCAAACAAUUGAACUCCCACAUUACCCUUGAGGAGUUUAAGUUCAUCUAUCUGAUGGAAUGGGGCCACCGUCUUUUAGGGAGAGCCAUCGGCCUUUUCUUCGUGUUGCCGGCGUUAUACUUCUGGAAAACGAAACAGUUCGGUCCUCAUGUUGGUAAGCGUGUGCUUGGCCUUACCGCGUUGUUAGGGCUUCAAGGGUUUAUCGGCUGGUGGAUGGUCCAGUCCGGUUUAGACGAAGAACAAUUGAAAGAAAGACGACUGAUGCCUACCGUAUCGCAAUACCGUUUAACUACUCACUUGGGAGCAGCGUUUUUGAUGUAUUUGGGCGUUCUCUGGACGGCGUUUGAAGUGCUUAACGAAAACAAAUGGUUGGACCAGGCCCGUAAAGGCCACGGCGCUACCAUGGAAAAGUUGUUCACUCAACUAAACAGCCCGUUGCUUAAACCGGUGAGAAAGUGGGCGACGGCAUUAUUAUGUCUUACCUUCGUCACCGCGAUGUCGGGGGGUAUGGUCGCCGGUUUGGACGCCGGUUUGAUCUACAAUACUUUCCCCCACAUGGGCGACGACUGGAUCCCGCCUAAGUCGGAAUUCAUGUCACCUGUGUUCGCUCACAAGGAAGAUAAGCUGGACAUGUGGUGGAGAAACUUGACGGAAAACCCCACCACCGUGCAAUUGAUCCACCGGAUCUUUGCCGUGACCACCUUCUGUGCUGUUUCUGCCGUGUGGUGGUACGUGGGUCGCCACAAGGCGAUCGUGCCCAAGCCGGCUCAAACCGCUGCUAACACCAUCAUGGGCUUGGCCACGUUACAAGUGACGUUGGGGAUCUGCACGUUGAUUUACCUUGUGCCCAUCCCCUUGGCGCUGGCCCACCAGGCCGGUGCCUUGGCGCUUUUGACCGGGGUGUUGGCCUACGCCGCCGCGCUUAAGAAGCCGAGACCAGCGGCAGUGCAAGUGAUCAACCAGCAAAUGAAGCAGGCCCUCUUGAAGCAAAAGGCGUGA
This is a messenger RNA of Diutina rugosa, 1254 nucleotides long. RefSeq names its product Cox15p (gene COX15). Gene Ontology annotation, cellular component: mitochondrial inner membrane. Gene Ontology annotation, biological process: heme A biosynthetic process. Bases 1 to 1254 code for a protein of 417 amino acids. Lineage: Eukaryota; Fungi; Ascomycota; Pichiomycetes; Serinales; Debaryomycetaceae. The transcript has a single exon. The record is from RefSeq and is a predicted model, not a curated record. Gene Ontology annotation, molecular function: oxidoreductase activity, acting on NAD(P)H, heme protein as acceptor.